Messenger RNA from Salvelinus sp. IW2-2015, 3498 nucleotides. It is a transcript of the gene prrc1, whose product is annotated as proline-rich coiled-coil 1. The record is from RefSeq and is a predicted model, not a curated record. Gene Ontology annotation, cellular component: cytoplasm. NCBI's taxonomy places the organism in Eukaryota, Metazoa, Chordata, Actinopteri, Salmoniformes, Salmonidae. Gene Ontology annotation, molecular function: protein kinase A regulatory subunit binding. Gene Ontology annotation, biological process: activation of protein kinase A activity.
UAUCAGAGAACCGGGGUUACAGUUUUAACCUAUAGUUCUGUCACUUUACUUCCUCCAGCGAUUUUGGAACUUUUGCUGUUGAAAAGCGAUAUCCCAAGUAUAAAUACAGUAAAGUAUACACAGUAAAGGGUACAAAAAAGGAACACAUUGUAUUAGUAACACGAGCCGACUGCUCAUCCCACUUUGGUAAUACGUGGCAAUGUCUGACGUCAUUAGAACGCGGCCAUCUUUCCACAGUUAGUGCGUUUGCUACUUCUCUUUUGGCUCAAUACAUUGGAAAGUGAUUGAUUUUCCACCCCACUCGUUUCUCUGGAAUAUCAAGAUUUCAGGUAGGAAUACCGAAGGCCGGGAAGAUGAUGGAAGAAAGUGGAAUAGAGACCACCCCACCCGCCUCCCCUUCGCCUCCCUCUAGCAUGGCAGCCGCAGUCAACCCCCCUCCCCUGACUAUGGGCCUGUCCAGUCCCCUGUCCCUCCCCAGAACCACCGGCAUAUCCACCUUCGCCCCCGAGGGCUUCUCAACCCCCGUCCCUCUCGCUGUCUCCACCUCCAUGCCCCCUAUCCACUCCUCCGCGCCCCCUCCCUUCGCCAGCCCCAUACCCACCCUGUCCUUCCCCCCUCCGCCCAUCGGGGGAGCACCUUACACCCCCAGCCCCAUGGCCUUCUCCUCCCCCUACCCCUCUGCGCCCCCGAUGGGCUCUGUGGCCCCGCCUCCGACCGGUCCGGUGAUGUCGGCGCCACCGAUGGGCCCGCCCACCACAGGCUUUACCAUGAGUGCGGGCUAUGACAUCACGCGGGGACACGCCGGACGCACACCGCAGACGCCGCUCAUGCCCAGUUUCUCCAGCGCUGCCCCGAUUACAGGGGUAGUAUCCAACCCAAUGGUGCAACAGCCAAUGAUGUCAGGGGGUCUAGACGCCGGCUCCCCCAUCACCUUCCCUGAGGUCGAAAACGAGGACCCCCGCCUCGCCAUAGAUGCCAACGCGGGGGGCGGCAUUUGGGGUUUCUUCAAGGGCGUGGCAGGUAACCACAUGGUAAAGACGGUCCUGGAUAAGACCAAGCACUCAGUGGAAUCCAUGAUCACCACUCUGGACCCGGGCAUGGCGCCAUACAUCAAGUCGGGCGGGGACUUGGACAUCGUGGUGACAUCAGACAAAGAGGUGAAGGUGGGGGCAGUGAGAGAUGCCUUCCAAGAGGUGUUUGGCAUGGCCAUGGUGACCGGGGAGGCCGGCCAGUCCAACAUCGCCCCGCAGCCCGUUGGCUACGCAGCCGGAGUCAAGGGGGCCCAGGAGCGCAUCGACAGCCUGCGGCGGGCGGGCGUCAUCCACGAGAAGCAGCCCGUGGUCUCUGUGGAGAACUUCAUCGCCGAGCUUUUCCCCGACAAAUGGUUUGACAUUGGCUGUCUAAUCCUGGAGGAUCCUGGAGCUGGCAUUCACAUUGAGACCUUCACUCAGGCUACGCCACUGGCCUUGGAGCACGUCCAGCAGGCCCAGUCCCUGACCCCGCCGGACUACAGCCUUCGCUGGUCGGGCCUACUGGUGACGGUAGGCGAGGUGCUGGAGCGCAACAUACCCAAUGUGUCACGCACGGACUGGCACCAGGCCUUCACGGGCAUGUCCCGCCGCCAGAUGAUCCAGAGCGCCGCCAAGGCCCUGGCGGGCAUGUACAAGCAGCAGCUUCCACCCAGGACAAUGUGAGGUGGCACCAUAUCCCCCAGCCACCAUGUCUUUAAACUGACAACUAGGGGGAGGGAGAACCAGAGAAGGGAAGAGGGGGUUGGGCAGAAGUGGCAGCCGUUUCACCAAAUGGGAUUCCUACUCUGCUGCUAGCUGUCCGUCCUGAUUGGGCAAAAAGCCAAAUGCAAUUUUCUCGUUAUGUUUUAUUAUUUGUGUGUAGGAAGGUUUUAUGGGUUGAAACAUUCCGACGUGCCAACUGGAUGGAGAGAACGACGGAAAUGGAUUGUUCCUUCAAAAACAGGAAAUCAUCAUUUAUUUCUAAAUCAGCUUUUUUCCCCCAGCUAAGGCCCAGAAAGAAAUGCCGUUUUAGAGAGCGUAGAAAACUAGCUCAUUAAAGUAAUGAUUGAUUAUUUGAAUUUUGUCGAUUGUCCCCCUUUUUAUUGAGAAAGUGUUAUUUGUGAUCCUGAAUUUGUUGUUCAACAAAUUGUAUUCAAGUCAUGUAAAUCUGUAGAAUGCGGUGUUGUAUUACUUUUGGAUGAACACGCAGGCGAUUUGUAAAUGGGGAACGAUAGUGCUUUGUCUCUUUUUAGAGCAGGGAUCUCAUUUUGCCAGGUCCGGAGUUCGUCACUGAAAAUUUGUUAUAUUUCCAUUAUAGGUCCAUUAUCAUUUCUACACAUUUUCGCUUUUGGUAUUAGUCAUUUUAAAGUGUAUUGAUUUUGUCAGUACAACUUUUUUUGCAAAUAUCAGAAUUGGGCUGCCUGUAUAAACACAGCCAUUUACUCAAACCACCUGUGGGCCAGAUUGGACCCCCGUAUGUUUGACACCGCUGUUUAUAGAGAGUAUAGCCAGUGGUAGUUGGUGUAGUACGUCAACCACCAACCUACCACUUGGGGGGGGGGGGUAUUUUUUCUGUAUGAAUUACCUGCAGGCUAAAUGCUAUCUUGAGAUCAUUGCAUGUAACUUAACGUUUAUCAUUGCAUGUAACGUAUAUUUAUGCAAAUCUCUCAUUGACAUCAACUUGGGAUUUACGUAAAAGUCCAUUUCACACUUAGCCUAUGUAACUCAAUGGAGGCUUUGGACUGAAUGAGCUGUAAUGUACCAAGAUAUCAGGGCCUUAAAAUCCAUAAGUUGUAAUGUUUUGUACUUUUUAUUGUUGUAUGUAUACAUGUGUGUUAAUAUAACAAUUGUUGUCUGUACAUUAACGCUACAUGGGUUAUUACAUGUACACAUACUUUACAUGUUAGUGGAGGCCAAUGAUUUUCAAAUGGAGAAGGGUGAAAUUACAUUCUUUGAUCUACGAAUUGGAAUGAUUCCUUGGAAGGUGUUUCCUGAUUGAAAAUGACUUGUCUGGUGAUUUAUUGGAGCUCAGUUUAUCGUAAGUCAAUUCUUUAGUUUGUCCAACAUUACCAUUCUGUUCUAUACUGUGUGAACGCACCCCUUGCAAGAAAAACUAUUUUUUAAAUGUUUUACUCGAGUGACAACAGAAGAGUGCAACAAGGAAACACAAAGCUGUAUAUGACCUCUGGGGUUUUGUUUGGAAGGCAAUCCAUGUGUUAUUUGUUGCUGCUGCCUGAGGCAGUAGUACAUUCUGUUGUCCAAAACAUGGAAGUCCCAUGGUAGUGGGGUGCAACACUACUAGAUCAAGAGGUCAGUAAACAACUUUUCUCCAAUAGUUAUUCAACUACACCAGAGAAAUACUAGGACUUUGUCUAACUCUUUGCUUUUUAACUGGUUUUAUGUACAAAACGGAUUUUCUGUGUUGUGCUUUUCUUGACUCCUAAAUGUGCCUUCAUGGGGAGAGUAAAUAUCAAUUUUUUUCAUACUG